AUGAUAUCUAUUACUUCUAGAAUACCAAGAACAGAGCUAUUUUCACCACUAGCUACUGUCCCAUUGGUUAAAGUUUGCAGUGUACUGUUAACAAAGGGAUUUGCAGUAAUGAUAUUGACUGUUGUUAAAAUUAAAAAUAUUAAGUUAGAAAUCUUUAACAUCAUUUUAAUAGGGGUCUUAAAUUAUUUUUACUUAAAUAUUUAA
Messenger RNA from Hepatospora eriocheir, 204 nucleotides. Lineage: Eukaryota; Fungi; Microsporidia; Hepatosporidae. The record is from the annotation of a GenBank genome assembly.